AUGUGCACCAGCCCACCAAGUAAAUCCACACAAGCACCAAGUUUUAAUGUGUUAAUCGGGCAUGUAGCGGGUGGCGCCGCCGCAGGCGGUGGUGGUGGGCAGGGUGUUCCCUUUCCUCUGGGUGGGUUGAGCACUGGUGGCACUGUUACUGGAGGGGUCACAAUUGGUGGCAGGGUUACUGGAGGUUUAACUAUUGGUGGCAGGAUUACUGGAGGUUUAACUAUUGGUGGCAGGGUUACUGGUGGUUUGUUUAUUGGCGGCAGGAUCACUGGUGGUUUGACUUUCGGCGGCAGGGUUCCUGGUGGUCUGACUUUGGGUGGGUUUUUGGGUUUCUUGUGUUUUGGUGGGGGUUUGGAACAGUAUCCACAGCCAAGAAUGGGAGUGGCUGAGGAAAUAAAGAGCAUGGAAAUAAAAAGAAAAGCUGUUAUUUUAGAGGACUCCAUGAUUUGA
Messenger RNA from Fraxinus pennsylvanica, 450 nucleotides. The record is from the annotation of a GenBank genome assembly. Lineage: Eukaryota; Viridiplantae; Streptophyta; Magnoliopsida; Lamiales; Oleaceae.